Penaeus indicus is the source of this 1910-nucleotide messenger RNA. RefSeq names its product nuclear factor 1-like. Gene Ontology annotation, biological process: regulation of transcription by RNA polymerase II. The coding region runs from base 1152 to 1910 and encodes 252 amino acids. Gene Ontology annotation, molecular function: DNA-binding transcription factor activity, RNA polymerase II-specific; RNA polymerase II cis-regulatory region sequence-specific DNA binding. The record is from RefSeq and is a predicted model, not a curated record. The transcript is spliced from 5 exons. Gene Ontology annotation, cellular component: nucleus. Lineage: Eukaryota; Metazoa; Arthropoda; Malacostraca; Decapoda; Penaeidae.
UCUCCUCAGUGUCCUCGCCACUUCGCCAACAACACCAUCUCCCUCGUGGCCGGGAACUCUUGGGGGGGUGACCUCGUAUGCCCCAGGAUCGUGACCUUGUAUAGGGACUCUGAAGAAGAAGGAGAAAGAGAAGAAAAGAAAACAGUAUAGUUAUUUAUUUAAUUCGUUUUUUUUGUAAGUGAAAAUUUAAACGAAAACCUAAAUUUCCAGCUGAAAAAAUAUAAUAUCCUCUUCUCUAAGGAAAAAUAAUAUAUAUAUAUAUCUCAGUGUCGCAAGCUCAGGUGUGGUCGAUAGGCCUACAAAUAAAGAAAAAUAUAAUUUAAAAAAGAUUACUUCAUUAUAAAGUGUACGUAAUAACUCUGUGCCUUACUGAACGUUCCUUUACCCGAAGCCUUAAUAUAUUUACGCUCAGGACCGGUGCCGUGGAAGCCUUAUUUAUAAUUAAAUAAUUUAUUAAACUAACUUAUUUUAAUGACUAUUUAUUGAACCCUAUUUAUUUAUUUAUUGGACUUAAGUUAUUGCGUGUGUCCGUCGACUCGACUCCGAUACCAGUGAAGGAAUUUUUUGUGUGAAACGAAGUGAAAAUGGAAAUGGUACAAUUACGAACCCUUCGAGUGCCGUUGUGACGAAUUUGACCCAAAGACGAAAAAAAAAAAAUACAGAAGCAAGAACAUUUUUUAAAGAUUAUUAUAUGUGGAUUCGUUUCGAAAAGUGAAGUUUCAUUUUUGGUUUUCGAAUCGUGUUUCAUUUCGUUUUCUUUUACGAAGGAGAGUGAGGGCGAAGUGAAAUCUUUCUCUCCCUUUUUACCCCCUUUUUCCCUUCUUCCUGCCAUCGUCACCGCCACUCUUAAAACGAAAUAACGAAAGAAAAAGAGAGAGAAAGAGAAAGAAAAAAGUGAAUAUCAAAGAAAAAAGCAAGAAAAACCAAAACAUGAAAAAAUAGUAGAGGGGAAAAAAAAUCCAAAACCAAAAUCAAAGAAAACGAAAAAGAAUAACAACAAAUAUACCCGAAAUAAAGAGAAAGAAAGAAAGCGAAAGAGAUCGAUAAAGAUAGAGAGAGAUAUAUACCUAUACCCCAAAGAAAGGAGGGAAAAUUUUCAAAAAAUCGAGAGCAUCCGUUAUCCAGUCUCCCUCUCGAAAUUGUGCCGCUAAAUGGUGAAUAUGGACGGAGAAGCCCUUAAGCCUGAAGCCUUUUUAACCACGGCCUCCACCACCGCCACCCUUGUCGCCGCCAGGAGUCCUCCGUCGUAUCCCAAAGUCGCCGAGGCCACGGAUGAAUUCCACCCGUUCAUCGAGGCGCUGUUGCCACACGUCAAGUCCUUCUCGUACACAUGGUUCAACCUCCAGGCGGCCAAGCGGAAAUACUUCAAGAAACAUGAGAAGAGGAUGUCACUCGAGGAAGAGAGGAGGUGUAAGGAUGAGCUACAGAACGAGAAGAACGAAGUGAAGCAAAAAUGGGCGUCUCGUCUGCUGGGUAAACUCCGGAAGGACAUCACGCAAGAGUGCCGGGAGGAUUUCGUCCUGUCCAUCACGGGGAAGAAGCCUGCCAUGUGCGUGCUGUCCAACCCCGACCAGAAGGGCAAGAUGAGGAGGAUAGACUGUCUCAGGCAGGCCGAUAAGGUAUGGCGCCUGGACCUGGUGAUGGUGAUCCUGUUCAAAGCCAUCCCUCUGGAGUCGACCGACGGCGAGAGGCUGGAAAAGUCGCCAGAUUGUUUACAUCCGGGACUCUGCGUCAACCCCUACCACAUCAACGUUUCCGUCCGAGAGCUUGAUCUUUACCUGUCCAACUUCAUUACUAUGAACGGUCCACGCCCCGUUUUCGCUAACGGACGAGCGGCCCACUUACAUAAGCGUUCCCUGGUGGCUAAUACGCGCGCCACCUCGGGGACAAUAAAACUUUCGGAUACCUGA